This is a messenger RNA of Cydia splendana, 1820 nucleotides long. Its product is annotated as pickpocket protein 28-like. The transcript has 14 exons. The record is from RefSeq and is a predicted model, not a curated record. Gene Ontology annotation, cellular component: plasma membrane. Gene Ontology annotation, biological process: sodium ion transmembrane transport. NCBI's taxonomy places the organism in Eukaryota, Metazoa, Arthropoda, Insecta, Lepidoptera, Tortricidae. Gene Ontology annotation, molecular function: ligand-gated sodium channel activity. The coding region runs from base 1 to 1812 and encodes 603 amino acids.
AUGGAGUCUGCAUCAGAAAGAAGAUGGGGAGACCAGGAAGAAGGCAGAGCUGAUGGUAAUUAUGAUUAUUUCAGAGAGGAAGAAGAGGGUGUGUCUGGGGAGUUCGGGAAGGUGUGCAUCAGGAAACAAAGGAAGAAGCGGCAGAAGCUCCUCCUCAUAGAACUGGUCCUGGACUUCGCGAAGAAUACCACCCUCCACGGCCUGCGGUAUACCACCGAAGUUGGACUUACAGUUGUAGAGAAAGUGUUUUGGGUCCUAACGUUCGUGGCCAGUGUGGUCAUGUGCUUUAUCCUGAUCGAGCGAGUUUGGCAUAAAUGGUGGUAUAGUCCUGUCAUCGUGUCUUUUAAUGAGAUGAUGAUUCCUGUCGGAGAAGUACCAUUUCCAUCCAUUACAAUAUGCCCGCAGUGGAAAUGCAAAACUUCGGCUUAUAGAUACACAGAGAAAUUUGUAAAGUAUGGAAAAAGGCGUAAAAACAACAACAACAUCGAUAGAGAGGCGUUAUUUUCAUCAGUGGUUAAUGAGGAGGAGGAAAGAAUAUUGCUUGAAGAUGCUUUCCUGGUGUGUGAAAACUUUUACAGAUACUUGUCGCCUCGAAAUAAAUCGAAUGAAUCUCUUGUAAAUAAUAUAGUACACAUGGCACCAGAUGUUGAAGAAGUGAUGCUUUCCUGUACAUGGAGAGGUCAGGCGGUGCCAUGUGGGCAGUACUUCAAAGAAGUUCUCACCAGCGAAGGCGUGUGCUUUAAUUUUAACGCGCUAUCGUAUGACGAAAUUUUCAAAACCAAGAGCAUUCAAAACGAAUACAUCUAUUUAAAUGCUUCAACCCCAGCAAAUAAAUGGAAUAUUAUUUCUGGAUAUUCGAGUCCAAUUUCGAAAAGAAAAAAGAAGAAGACAAAAGGAAGAAAAGCAAAAGUAGAAGAUGAUUCAGAAGAAUAUCCACGACGUGGCCAGGAAAAUGGUGCGCGACCGGAUCUCGAAAUUGUACUCGUUGAAAACGCAACAGAUGUCGACGAAUCUUGCAACAGUCUAUCUAAUGGCUGGAAAAUCUAUCUCCAGCACCCAGCUGAUAUGCCCCAGGCCUCGCUGUACUACUACGCAGCCAUCCCCGAUCAAGUUACCUCUUUGGCUCUCAAGUUCAGCAUCCUCAAUACGUCGGAAAGUUUGAUGAACUACAAAUAUGAACAGCGGCAGUGCUACUUCCCCAAGGAUCGUAAGCUUCAAUACUUCGGGACGUACACACCGGACAACUGCCGACUGGAGUGUCUGUCGCUGUAUACCUACAAGCGGUGCGGUUGUGUGUGGUAUCACAUGCCGCAUCACAACAGUUCCGAAUUAUGCACAGCUCAGCAAAGACGGUGCGUUGAAAAGGCACAAGUUCAUUAUUCGAAACUAAACUUCAUUAUUAUUUCAGAUGAGUUAGCAUCAAAUAAACUGAAGCAGAGCAAAUGUAAUUGUUUGCCGUCAUGCGACAGUGUUCAUUACGAUGCAGAAAUUCUUAAAACAAACUUUGAUAUCAAAAAACAUAUUAAAGCUAUGAACAAAAAGUAUGAUUACACUAUAUCAGACAACUACAAUUAUUCACGCUUGGAAAUUUACUUCAAAGAACCCCGAUUCGUGUCAAUGCGGCGGUCAGAGCUGUUUGGAUUGACGGACUUUCUGGCCAACUGCGGCGGGUUGCUGGGGCUUUUCCUAGGGUUCUCUUUCUUGAGUCUUGUUGAGAUCUUCUACUUCUGUACUCUCAGAUUAUGGUGUACCCUGAAAAAGGACAUCAAAAUUGAAAAGAAGAAGUUAAAGGAAAGCAUGUAUAGAAAAUAGUUUUCUUU